Messenger RNA from Trachemys scripta elegans, 1820 nucleotides. It is a transcript of the gene CDK2, whose product is annotated as cyclin dependent kinase 2. The record is from RefSeq and is a predicted model, not a curated record. NCBI's taxonomy places the organism in Eukaryota, Metazoa, Chordata, Testudines, Emydidae. Gene Ontology annotation, biological process: G1/S transition of mitotic cell cycle; protein phosphorylation; regulation of gene expression. Gene Ontology annotation, cellular component: nucleus; cyclin-dependent protein kinase holoenzyme complex; cytoplasm. Gene Ontology annotation, molecular function: ATP binding; cyclin binding; cyclin-dependent protein serine/threonine kinase activity.
CGGGUUCUGGGCAGCAUGAGUGACAUUAUUGGCCCGCUGGGAGGAUCUGAGGACUGGCACUGGUCGAGUUGGAGACCCCUGGUCUAACAGGUCCAGUGGCAGGAAGUUGAAGUGAGACAGUUUCUGACUGGAGAUAAGGCGCAAAUCUGUCGGGACGAGGGUCACUAACCACUGGGCCGUAGUGGAUUCUCCAUCACUGGCCAUUUUUAAACCGAGGUUGGACGUUUUUCUCCAAGCUCUGCUCUAGCUCGGCUGGGAGGUUCCGGGCCUGCGUGAUGCGGGCCAGGCCAGGUGAUCUCAAUGGCCCUAUGGAGCCUGUGAUUCACAAGGCCCCCUUUGGUCUGAAUGGGCUGUGGAAAGUGUUCCCAGCCCCUGGUCGCUCCUGCGGUCUGCCUGUGCUGGGCAGGUGGGUGCUAUUCGGCGGCAAUUCGGCGGACGGUCCCUCACUCCCGCUCAGAGUGAAGGACCUCCCGCCGCAGAUCGCGAUCACGGCUUUUUUUUUUUUCUGGCUGCUUGGGGCGGCCAAAACCCUGGAGCCAGCCCUGCCGGGAGGGGAUGCAGCAGUGCGCAGGGCACUGAAUAGCCCUGGACCCCUGGUUCCGACCCAGAGAGCUGGUCCAGGCCUGUGGGGUCGAUGCGUUCAAGGGCCCCGUCAGCUCUGCCCAGAUGUGAAGAAUCCCUAGGGCGGGCAGGAGUUUUGUCCCUGUGUCCUAAGCUGCCCCUCUCCUCGCUGUUGCUUCCACCCCAGAGGUGGCUGCAUUUCCAUGGGGUUGCAUCCGUGUAAAGGGUUUUUGGCUUAUUGGUGCUGCACUAGGCUGGGGCCUGUGUGUGCUGGACUGGCGUUCUUAGGCCGCCUGGCGUAUGUGCUUUGGUGUCACGGAUGUCACUCAAGUGGGGCUGGAGUUGAUUGGAGCCCCAGACCUUCUGCGUGUCUCCAGGCUCCCCAUGGCUUCCCUCCCCCCGCAGAGAGACGGAGGGCGUCCCCAGCACGGCCAUCCGGGAGAUCUCCCUGCUCAAGGAGCUGAAUCACUCCAACAUCGUCAAGGCCUCUCCAGGGCGGGAGCCGUGACGUCUCCUCAUUCCUCUCCCUGCGCCCGCAGGCUGCUGGACGUGAUCCACACGGAGAACAAGCUCUACCUGGUCUUCGAGUUCCUGCACCAGGACCUGAAGAAGUUCAUGGACUCCUCCUCCAUCAGCGGCAUCCCUCUGCCCCUCAUCAAGAGUUACCUGUUCCAGCUGCUGCAGGGCCUGGCUUUCUGCCACUCCCACCGGGUGCUGCACCGCGACCUCAAGCCCCAGAACCUGCUCAUCAAUGCUGAGGGAGCCAUCAAGCUGGCGGACUUCGGGCUGGCGCGGGCGUUCGGCGUGCCGGUGCGAACCUACACCCAUGAGGUGGUGACUCUCUGGUACCGCGCCCCUGAAAUCCUGCUCGGCUGCAAGUACUACUCGACGGCCGUGGAUAUCUGGAGCCUGGGCUGCAUCUUUGCCGAGAUGAUCACCAGGCGAGCCCUGUUUCCCGGAGACUCAGAAAUUGACCAGCUCUUCCGCAUCUUCCGGACGCUGGGCACCCCGGAUGAGGCCGUGUGGCCGGGGGUCACUUCCAUGCCUGAUUACAAGCCCAGCUUCCCCAAAUGGGCCAGACAGGACUUCAGCAAGGUGGUGCCCCCCCUGGACGAGGAAGGGAGGAAGCUCUUGGCUCAAAUGCUGCACUACGACCCCAACAAGCGGAUUUCGGCCAAGUCAGCGCUGAACCAUCCCUUCUUCCGGGACGUCACCAAGGCCGUCCCUCACCUGCGCUUGUGAAGUGGCUUCGGGGCAGG